Messenger RNA from Auxenochlorella protothecoides, 513 nucleotides. RefSeq names its product Phosphatidylglycerol/phosphatidylinositol transfer protein. Bases 1 to 513 code for a protein of 170 amino acids. The transcript is spliced from 4 exons. The record is from RefSeq and is a predicted model, not a curated record. Gene Ontology annotation, molecular function: sterol binding. NCBI's taxonomy places the organism in Eukaryota, Viridiplantae, Chlorophyta, Trebouxiophyceae, Chlorellales, Chlorellaceae. Gene Ontology annotation, biological process: sterol transport.
AUGGUACGCCAUUCGUCAUUAGCCGGGCUACUACUCACCCUCCUGGCAUCGCGCUGCCUGGCAUUUGAAUGGAAAGACUGUGGUGGUGCGGGCCAAGGGUUCUCGCUGGAGGACGUCACCCUGACCCCCGAACCCGUGGCACCCGGAGCGACUGCGGUCUUCAACAUCAAGGCUACCUCAGAGUCGCCCGUGCUCGCCGGCACCAUCAACAUGGUGGUGCAGUAUGCUGGAUUUCCCAUCUGGACCCAGGCUGACGACCUUUGCACCAAGAUGACAUGCCCCUCCUCUGAAGGCCCCGUCUCCGUCAGCUUCCAGCAACAGUUUCCUGUCAUCACCCCCCCGGGCCAGUACACUGUGACUCUGCGCGGAGCCGAUGCUGCCGCCAAGCCCCUCUUCUGUGUUGCGGUCACCUUCCAGGUCACCCCUGCCUAUGACGGCGCACUGGAUGGCCUGGAGGAGGCUAAACAGUCCAUGCUCGCAGAAUUUAGCCGCAGGAAGCUGCUGACCACCUGA